CCUUUACUUAGAUAGAACAAACAAGAAAGCACUAUUAUUGUUUCUUCUUUCUCUCUUUCCUUCAUCACAAAAUCAAAAAAGCAAACCAUUUUUUAUGGGAACAUUUACAAGCUUUAGGAAAGCCUAUGGAGCUCUUAAGGACUCCACCAAGGUUGGCCUUGCCAAAGUCAAUAGUGAAUACAAGGAGUUGGAUGUUGCCAUUGUGAAAGCUACCAAUCAUAAUGAAUAUCCUCCAAAAGAACGUCAUGUUCGAAAAAUAUUCUAUGCAACAUCGGCACAUCAGCCACGAGCAGAUGUGGCAUACUGCAUUCAUAAACUAUCGAAGAGACUUUCAAAGACGCGAAGUUGGAUAGUUGCUGUAAAGACAUUGAUAGUGAUUCAUAGGACAUUGAGAGAGGGUGAUCCUACAUUCAGAGAAGAGCUUCUAAACUACUCACGCCGCGGACAUAUUCUUCAAAUAUCAAAUUUUAAAGAUGACUCAAGCCCUCUUGCUUGGGAUUGUUCUGCAUGGGUUAGAACCUAUGCAUUAUUUUUAGAAGAAAGACUUGAAUGUUUUAGAAUCCUUAAAUAUGACAUCGAAUCGGAGCGAUUAGUAAAAUCAUCGCCGGCUUCAACUAAAGCGCAUAGCAGAACUCGAUCGUUGGCUAAUGAUGAUCUGUUGGAACAACUACCUGCAUUGCAACAACUUCUAUUUCGUCUUGUUGGUUGUCAGCCAGAAGGAUGUGCUUAUAACAAUUAUCUAGUACAAUAUGCAUUGGCCUUGAUAUUGAAAGAGAGCUUCAAAAUAUAUUGUGCACUAAAUGAUGGAAUCAUCAAUCUUGUGGACAUGUUCUUUGAUACAUCAAGACAUGAUGCAGUGAAGGCUUUAAAUAUAUAUAAAAGAGCUGGCAACCAGGCUGAAAGUCUUGCCGAAUUUUAUGAAUACUGCAAAGGCUUGGACCUUGCUAGGAAUUUCCAGUUUCCGAUACUAAAACAGCCACCUCCCUCUUUCCUUACCACAAUGGAAGAAUAUAUUAGAGAAGCACCACAGUCUGGCUCUGUGAACAAGAGAUUGGAGUAUCAGGAAAAUGAUCAAUCACCUGAUGAAGAAUCAGAACCAAAAGAACCCGAAGAGCCUCAACAAGAAAAUGAGAAACAAGAUGAGGAAGUCAAUGAGGAAGAACCUGAUGAAGAAACAGAACCUCAGGAAGAGGAGGUUGAGCUUCCUCCACUGAUAUCAACUGAUGGUACUGAUGAUUUGCUGGGGCUAAAUGAAAUAAACCCCAAAGCUGUAGAACUAGAGGAAAGCAAUGCCUUGGCUCUUGCAAUUGUACCACCUGGUGGAAAUAAUUCAAAUAAUCUUGCUUUGAGUAACAUUGAUGGGACUACUGGUUGGGAACUUUCUCUAGUUGCAACACCAAGCAACCAUACCAGUCAAGCGACGGAUCGCAGAAUGGCUGGUGGUUUUGACAAGCUAUUACUAGACAGUUUAUAUGAAGAUGAAAAUGCAAGGAGACAACUUCAACUUCAAAAUGCAGGCUAUGGACAUGAAGAAAUGACUAUACAAAAUCCAUUUGAUCAUUAUAAUCAACAUGAUCCAUUUGCAAUGUCAAAAAACAUAGCACCUCCAUCCAAUGUGCAAAUGGCAAUGUUGGCUCAACAACAACAACAACAUCAAAUGAUGUUCCAACAACAACAAAUGAUGUUUUCACCACAACAGCAUCAAUAUCAUCAAAACAUGGCAAUGGUCCCUCAUCAACAACCUCAUACUCAAUACCCUCAACAAUUGCAGAUUAUGGGUGCUCAUAAUCCAUUUGGAGAUCCUUUACCUGUCCCUAGUUAUCCUCAUAGCUCCUUGCCACAACAAGGAAACUACAAUUUAAUGUAGAGUUCACUUUUUUUUCUUUCUUCUGGAAUUCUUCAAUUCAUUUUUGACCGGAGAAUAUGAUAUGCAACUUUCUUUUGUUUGUAGUUAUCAAUAAUUUGGUUUAGAUAACUAUUCCCUUACAUAGAUAUAUCUUAGUACACAUAGGUUAAUUUUGAACUUUGAAUUAGUUCU
Molecule: messenger RNA, 2038 nt
Organism: Cicer arietinum (chickpea)
Lineage: Eukaryota; Viridiplantae; Streptophyta; Magnoliopsida; Fabales; Fabaceae
Product: putative clathrin assembly protein At5g57200
Biological process (GO): vesicle budding from membrane; clathrin coat assembly; clathrin-dependent endocytosis
Cellular component (GO): clathrin-coated pit; clathrin-coated vesicle
Molecular function (GO): phosphatidylinositol-4,5-bisphosphate binding; SNARE binding; clathrin heavy chain binding
Source: RefSeq, a predicted model, not a curated record